AGCUCACAUUCGUGAUCCCGAGACGAUAAACACAUCGCACACUAACACAUCGCACACCGGGCGGGAAAGGCGAAGCUCGUCAUCUGCCUCCCAAAAUGAGCUCAAUCAUCCCCCCUCAGGUCCGAUCGCUGCGGAGAAAGCUCGUGGCUGCGACGACGACAUCUCGGAAAUCCUUGACGACCUUUCCUCUCGCGUCCUACUUUUCCAUCCACCUGCUCCUGUCGGCCUUUCUCCUCUUCAGCUUUGGGUUCUUGCCUCGAUCAGAAGCAUUCUGGAGGAAUGAAAAUGCGCUCGGGAAUAGCGGUUUCAAGCAGACGGUCUCGGCAGACAGGCCAGAGCAUCCCUUCUUGACGCCCAUCACGAGCGAUCCCUUCAAGACGAUGGUGCUCGAAUUGAUCGGGGUGACGUUCUGCAUGAUCUGGUGGAGCGGUCAUCUGAGGAGCUGGUGGAGCGUGGUCAAAUCGAGCGAAAGGAGGGCGGCAGGUUCCGCCUCGACUCAAGAUUCCGAACCGGUCGUCAGGGAAGAUCUCGCUCGUCGUCUCGAGUCCACAAGAACUGCCGGUCUAGCUACUGCCGCAGCGGUUCCUCUUGUUCUAGCACUGCUGUUGCUCCUAGGCGUCUCGACCAACUCACAAUGGUCCUUGACCUUGAUCCUGGCUAUGCAGCUCUCGAUGAUGCUAGUAUUUCCGAUAGUCGACGCUCUCGGUAUUCCCGACCUGUACGCCAAAGGCACGCUGGACCGGUAUCGACUGACCAGGCUGUUCUGUGAACUGGAUCUUCGAACGUCGCUCGAACGGGCGACCGUGUAUCCGGUUUAUGGAACCCUCAUCGGGACCUGGUGCGGAGUCAUCCCCAUGGCCUUGGACUGGGACCGACCUUGGCAGGCAUACCCCUUGACUCUGGCAUUUGGAUCCAUACUCGGAUUCAUCGCAGGUGGCUUUGCGAGCUUUUCCGUGUCAGCUGUGGAAGAAGCCGUCGCCGCGUCGUCUUCGAUGGACGCGGUAGAAGUACAACCCGCAGCGGGUGGCAGGACACGAAAGCAGAUCCGAAAGAAGGGCAAAGCGAAUUGAACGGUGUAGCGCAGAUAUAACGUUACCGAUAGCAUACACAUAGAGUU
Messenger RNA from Filobasidium floriforme, 1117 nucleotides. RefSeq names its product GPI biosynthesis protein family Pig-F-domain-containing protein. The transcript has 5 exons. The coding region runs from base 96 to 1070 and encodes 324 amino acids. Gene Ontology annotation, cellular component: endoplasmic reticulum membrane. Lineage: Eukaryota; Fungi; Basidiomycota; Tremellomycetes; Filobasidiales; Filobasidiaceae. The record is from RefSeq and is a predicted model, not a curated record. Gene Ontology annotation, biological process: GPI anchor biosynthetic process.